UUCUUUGGACUUGCUUUAUGACCGGGCGAUUGUUGUCUGACUACGGAUGAACUCAACAGGCCUAUUCUAUUCAGCAGCAGACGGAAUAUAAUACGACUACAGUUCAUUCAUAACUAUUUAAACGUUAAAAUGACAGGGAAAAUCCUCAUUCUUAUACUGGAGUUACUGUUUAUGCUCAAGGGUUCCUAUUCUUUCUGCCGAGUAGUUGAUACCCCCGUGACAAAAGAAGAGUGUGAACAGAACACAUUCGGUAUAUGUGGACACCACGCAAAGUGUACCUUCACUCCGAUAAGUCCCUGCUGCGAGUGUCUGCCUGGGUUCAACCGAAGACUGGUGUUGGACACAUUUAACAUCGACGACUGGUGUUCAGACACCAAUGAGUGCUCCUGGGCCAAAAUCUGCGGUUCCAAUGCCUACUGCACUAACACCAUUGGAAGUUACACCUGCACCUGUCGCUCAGGGUAUACGAAGCAGAGUGCUACAGGUCACAACUGCAUUGACAAACCAUUGAACCAUGUAAAGCUCUCGUCUUCACCUUCACCAGACACCAAUGAGUGCUCCAGGGACAACAUCUGCGGUUCCAAUGCCUACUGCAACAACACCAUCGGAAGCUACACCUGUACCUGUCACUCAGGGUAUACGAAGCAGAAUGCUACAAGUCGCACCUGCAUUGACAUUGACGAAUGUGAGGAUGGUGCAAAGGCAAAUGAAGGUGUUUGUGGCAUUAAUGGCACAUGUAGAAAUACCAACGGGAGCUUCUGGUGUGAGUGUCCAACCGGCUUCACUAACUAUGGCAACGAAAGGACUCCAUGUUCGGAGCUGAAAUGUGACCAGUUCGAGGGGCCCGUUGCAGCGUCAACGCAGCCUUAUGGAGGUCUGGCAGAAAUCUUGUCCCAAAUGAAGCGUAGCUGUUUAGCGCUGGCCCGACCGGACCAGUAUGGGAACAAGACCACUGGACCCACGGUGCUCCUCAAUAGCCUCUUCGACCUGACAGCGGACGUCCUGUCCAGCAACAUUACGGGCGACAGUGUGGCGGCCGUGAGCAGCCUGCUCAGCGCAGUGGAGGACUCCAUCAAACUCAUCGGCCCCCAACUCACUGAGAACCAAACCAGCAUGAACACAAGCCAGACAGAGACGACGAUCACGGUGUGGAAGAAGACGACUCCCCCGAGCGGGCCGUUGCGUCUGACCAACACCGACGCCAGCCUGGAAACUGACUGGAGCACGGCCGUCGGGAACAAAAACUACCCUGGUUUCGCGCUCGCUGCUCUGGUGAGUUAUAAGAACCUGGAGACCAUGCUGAACCAUUCCUUUGAGCAGAUAACCUUACCCGAAAAGAACAACAGGAAGCCCAGCUACCAGCUGUUCUCCAAGGUGGUGUCGGCGUUGGUCUCCAACCCUGACACACAGCACCUAGACAAGCCUAUCAUUCUCACCCUACGACACCUGAAGGAGCUGAAGGAGUCCGCUGAGGUGAGCUACACCUGUGCCUACUGGAAGGCUGCGGGAGGCGGGCUGCAGGGGAAGGAGGAGGAGGGCGGGGCCUGGUCCACCCGCGGCUGCACCCAGGUCUCCUCCAACGCCUCCCACACCGUCUGCAGCUGCACCCAUCUCAGCAGCUUUGCCGUUCUCAUGGCCCUCUACCCCGUCAACCACACCUUUGGCCUCAUGCUGCUGACCAAGCUGUGCCUGGUCGUCUCCCUGCUAUGUCUGUUCCUGUGCAUCCUCACCUUCAUGUUCUGCCGCUCCAUCAAGGGCACCCGCAACACCAUCAACCUCCACCUCUGCAUCUGCCUCUUCCUGGCCGACCUCGUCUUCCUCGCAGGCAUCUCCAAGACCCAACCCCAGGUUGGAUGUCGGUUGGUAGCAGGCCUGCUCCACUUCUUCUUCCUGGGGGCGUUCAGCUGGAUGCUGCUGGAGGGCGUGCACCUGUACCGCAUGUUGGUGCUGGUGUUCAACACCACCAUCCGACCGCGCUACCUAUACACCGUGGGCUACGGGACGCCCCUCGUCAUCGUCAUCAUCUCGGUCAUCAGCAGACCCACGGGAUACGGCACUGACCAAUACUGCUGGCUGACGACAGAGCAGGGCCUCAUCUGGAGCUUCUUCGGGCCGGUGUGUGUCGUCAUUGGCCUCAACGUGGUCUUCUUCAGCAUCACCAUCUGGAAGCUGGCCCAGAAGUUCUCCAGCAUCAAUGUUGACCUCACCCACCUGCACAAAAUACGAGUCUUUACAGUCGGGGCUAUAGCUCAGCUGUGUGUGCUGGGCCUGAUGUGGCUCUCUGGGGUCUUCCUCUUUAAGGAGGGGGACUUGGCGGCCGCAUACAUAUUCACCAUCCUGAACGGCCUACAGGGGGCGCUGAUAUUCCUCCUGAACUGUCUGCUGUCAAAGCAGGUGAGAGAAGAGUAUGCCAAAUUAUUGUCCCGCGUCCGUCCACAAACCAGUAAAAUCCGAUACAGUAAGCCGCAGGCGUCCCGGAGUGGUCCACCCACAAGCGAAUCAAACUUAUGAAGAAUCCUCUUACACACGGCUCCUCCCCCUUCUCUGUCUGGGGUUGGAUUUUUGAAAAUGUAGGAUCUUCGUCACGUCAUUUUGUUGUCAUUACUUUGGUGAACAAACUACAUAAGUAGGGCUGCUACAUAGUCUGGCUAUUGCCAGACCAAGCUCAAUUGUAGAUUGCACGUUGGUCUGAGGAAGCUGCUGUCAUUUUCUUCAGCACAAGAGGCGUGAUCAACGUGCUUAGUUCAAGUGGCUCUGUGCUUGAUUGGCUGCUUGCCGUCGCUACCCUGUUGUCAUUGUGUUAUACCAGCCAAUCGCGCGCCAAGGGGAAAAGCCAGCAUGGUGAUUGGCUCCCGCAAAAACGUAUCGGAAGCAGAAAGAAAUGUAUUGCUCUUCUCCAGACCAAUGCAAUGCAAGAUUUUGGUUCUUUAUAUGGGUCUGAUAUACUAUACUACUCACACUAACACAUACACUACAGACACUACUGAUGAUACUGAUCUACAUGGUUUAUCUUUAUCUCUUUAUAGAGGUUAUUGUUUCUAAAUAAAU
Molecule: messenger RNA, 3048 nt
Organism: Gadus chalcogrammus (walleye pollock)
Lineage: Eukaryota; Metazoa; Chordata; Actinopteri; Gadiformes; Gadidae
Product: adhesion G protein-coupled receptor E5-like
Exons: 19
Coding region: 130-2511 (793 amino acids)
Biological process (GO): cell surface receptor signaling pathway; adenylate cyclase-activating G protein-coupled receptor signaling pathway
Cellular component (GO): membrane
Molecular function (GO): calcium ion binding; G protein-coupled receptor activity
Source: RefSeq, a predicted model, not a curated record